UUAUUCUAUUCGUUUUUGGAAAGAUUGCAUAGCUUUGCAUUAAAAAAACGCUUACACGGUUCCACCCAACAUUAUUCCCCUCCCUAAUAUUCAUUUUCAUUCUCCGAAAGACGAUCACCGGCAAACUCUUCACAAUUUCAACUUCCGAGGAGAGAGAAACAGAGAGCAGAAUAAGCGUUUAGGAGAGAGAGAGACGAUGAAAAUUACGGCAAUUGUAGUACUGAAAUGCGGUUCUACCGAAGAUAAUCCGAUCAUCUUAGCAAAUGCUUCGGAUGUCAGCACUUUCGGAUUUUUCCAGCGAUCCAGCGUUCGCGAAUUCAUCGUCUUCGUCUCUCGCACUGUCGCUAAACGCACCUUACCUGGCCAACGCCAAUCCGUCCAGCACGAAGAAUACAAGGUACAUGCUUAUAAUAGAGGGGGUCUUUGUGCAUUGGGAUUUAUGGAUGACCCCUACCCAGUCCGAAGUGCAUUUUCACUGCUGAACCAGGUUUUGGAUGAAUAUCAAAAGAACUUUGGUGAUUCGUGGAAGGGUGCAACUUCAGACAGCACACAACCGUGGCCCUACUUGAAUGAUGCCUUGGCAAAGUACCAGGACCCAGCUGAAGCUGAUAAGCUGCUGAAAAUUCAAAGGGAGCUGGAUGAAACUAAGAUUAUCCUUCACAAGACUAUUGAUAGUGUGCUGGAGCGUGGUGAAAGGCUAGACAGCUUGGUAGAAAAGAGUUCAGAUCUUAGUGCUGCAUCACAGAUGUUCUACAAGCAAGCAAAGAAGACCAACUCAUGUUGUACUAUAUUAUAAGUCUUCAAAGAGUGGGGUCUCUAUGAAGCCAAUGGUCCUAGAAAUUUCAAAAUACAAACGUGAAGAUGAUGAAAAAUGGAGACUUUCAUCUGUUUAUACAAAUUACGUAAUAUAUUUUGUCGAAUGAGAUUCAUGGGAAUUCAUCUAAUUUUUCUUUCUUUUGUUCCCAGGAUUAAACUACUGUAAUUGUACCACAUAAUUAAAUGAUGUCAGCAUGUGCAUUUUUACAUUCUGGGAUUGAUUUAUCACUGUUGUUUGUAGAGCAAUUGGGUUCACAUUAGGAUGCUUUGCUACUUUGUCUGUAUUUUACCAACGUGUACUACUUAAUUUCAUUCUUAGAAAGUUUAUUUUGAUAGUAAUAAACGUAGCAUUGUAUUUGCAUUGAA
Molecule: messenger RNA, 1182 nt
Organism: Beta vulgaris subsp. vulgaris (sugar beet)
Lineage: Eukaryota; Viridiplantae; Streptophyta; Magnoliopsida; Caryophyllales; Amaranthaceae
Product: VAMP-like protein YKT61
Exons: 6
Coding region: 197-796 (199 amino acids)
Biological process (GO): endoplasmic reticulum to Golgi vesicle-mediated transport
Cellular component (GO): membrane; Golgi apparatus
Molecular function (GO): SNAP receptor activity
Source: RefSeq, a predicted model, not a curated record